UCUCCACACGCAUCUCCCUGCUUCUUCUCUCUCUCUCUAAGCAAAGAAAACAAAAAAGGCAAAAGGCCAUGGCAGGCGAGAACGAGCCAGCGAAGCUGCUCUUGCCGUACCUUCAACGAGCCGAUGAGCUUCAAAAGCAUGAGCCUCUCGUCUCUUAUUACUGUCGGUUAUAUGCAAUGGACAGAGGAUUGAAGAUACCCAACAGCGAGAGAACCAAAACCACCAAUGCCCUUCUUGUUUCUCUCAUGAAUCAGCUUGAAAAGGAUAAAAAGUCGUUGAAGUUGGGGCCUGAAGAUAAUUUGCAUCUAGAGGGAUUUGCCUUGAAUGUCUUUGCCAAGGCAGACAAACAAGAUCGUUCUGGACGAGCAGACUUGAAUACAGCAAAGACAUUUUAUGCUGCUAGCAUUUUCUUUGAGAUUAUAAACCAGUUUGGUCCUCUUCAGCCUGAUCUUGAGCAAAAACAGAAGUAUGCAGCCUGGAAAGCUGCUGAUAUUAGGAAAGCUCUGAAAGAAGGAAGGAAGCCCACUCCUGGCCCUCCUAAUGGUGAUGAAGAUUUGUCAAUUCCAUCAAGUACACCUAGUGGUGCAUAUGAUCUUGGACCUAGCGAACCUGCUGUUACCAGUCCUAGACGGGAUUCUGAUCCAUCACCUCAAUUCCAUGAUGAAGUAAAUAACCAGCAUUACACUAACAUUCCACCAUCACCUCAUUUCCAUGAUAAGAUUGACAGGCAGCAUUCUUCGAAUAUUUCACCAACACCACCACCUUCAUAUCCUUCUGCUAGUUACCCAUCGCAUGAUCAAUCCUAUCCACAAGAACCUCAAGAGCACUUUCAUCCACCACCUUCCACAAGCAGAUCAGAAAAUCCUACAUAUCCUCAUUCAUACCACCAGCAAUCCUAUCCACAAGAACCACAACAGCAUUUGCCACAUGGUUACCCAUCCCAUGAAGCUUCCUCUUAUUCAUAUCCUAAUUUUCAGUCUUACCCAAGUUUCUCAGAGAGUAGUUUACCCUCUGCCUCGUCUCAUUAUGCUUCUUACUAUCAAGGUUCUGAGACUCCUUACACUCCCCAGUCAGCUCCUCCAACAACAAGCUAUCCAUCAACAGCCCAAUACUCUUCAAGUAGCAGAAAUGGGACAGUCUCAGAUCCUGCACAAACUACUUCUCAAAAAUACCAAUAUGACAGCAAUUACCAGCCACCACCAGAGAAAAUUGCUGAAGCACACAAGGCUGCAAGGUUUGCUGUUGGAGCCUUGGCAUUUGAUGAUGUGACAGUUGCAGUAGAGCACUUAAAGAAAUCACUUGAAUUGCUGACCAAUCCAUCAGCCAGUCAUUAAGUUUGUUAUCCUUAAGUGAACAGAUCCAAGUGGUUUUUCUUUGAAUCAUAUGGCUUGAUUUGUAAAGGUUUAUAUUCAGAGUUUGGAGAAACUGAUACUUGCCAUGUAAUUCUCAGCAUCUCCUUCCAUUUUCAUUUGAGAAUCAAAUCAUGUUGCAUGUGGUUUUCUAUUGUA
This is a messenger RNA of Theobroma cacao (cacao), 1508 nucleotides long. RefSeq names its product hydroxyproline-rich glycoprotein family protein (gene EXT-LIKE). Gene Ontology annotation, biological process: late endosome to vacuole transport via multivesicular body sorting pathway. Gene Ontology annotation, cellular component: multivesicular body. The record is from RefSeq and is a predicted model, not a curated record. Lineage: Eukaryota; Viridiplantae; Streptophyta; Magnoliopsida; Malvales; Malvaceae.